CGCAGCACAGCCUCUCUACACACACUGCCGCCGUCGCCGCCGUCGCCCUCAAAAUCGGCGAUCCCUCCGCUCCUCCACCCUGCGCCGCGCCUCGUCCUCGAGCGAGCGCCGCCACCGCCUCGCUCCCCAUCCCGCUGCCGAGCGCCCCAGCCCCCUCGCGCGAGCGCCUCCACCGCACCGCAGGCAGCAGGCCAUGUUGCAGGUUUCAUCUUAUACUUUACAGGCAGGAACACUGGUGAUUUUAUAAAGCAGCAUCCUUCUCUUCUGCAUUGAAUAUGUGGACUAACAUUUUCAAAAUUGGGGAGCUUCAGACUGUAUCAUGGUUUCAGUUUCUUCCUGUUGAACAAGAUUCAAGUGCUAUUUCUGAGAGAAGUUCAAAAGCCGAGCAGAAAGAUGCUCUAAAUCGCGUUGUGCUGUCAGCAUAUCUUCACUUACAGAGUGAAGGUUUCCUAAGUACUUGGACGAAUUCCUUUGUUGGUCCGUGGGAUCCAUCUCAAGGAGAACAUAACCCUGAUGAGAAGAUCAAGCUCUGGUUGUUUCUUCCUGGCCGUCAGUUGUCAGCACCUGAAAUGAGCCACCCUGCUGUAGUCAAAUUAAGAGUUGUUUCAAAUGGUUUAUGGGUGGCCCCAGGUAACUCAGAAGAGGUUGCAUCCGCACUAUGUCAGGCCUUAAGAAAUUCUUUGGAGAGAGCACUAAGGGGGCUUUCCUAUGCAAGAUUUGGUGAUGUAUUUACAAAAUACAACCCCCCUACGAGAAAUCAAAACAGCUUUAGGCGAGCACGACCUACAGUAGAAUUUGUCUUUGCUGCCACCGAGGAAGCAAUCUUUGUGCAUGUUAUAAUAUCUGCAAGAUAUAUGCGGAACCUUUGUAGUGAUGAUAUAGAGAAAGUUCUCACGCAUUCCCCCCGUUCUGUCGGUGAAGGUCUUCCAGUUAUUGUUGCUCCUAGCGGGAUGCUGGGUAGGCUUGUUGGCUGUUGCCCAAGUGAUCUUGCGAGACAAGUAUAUUCAAGCAAAUUGUCAGCACCUAAUUUACCAGGUUUUACUCAGCCCACCAUUUGCCAGCUGAGAGGUCAAAGUUACUAUGUUGAAGUUGCCCUUGGGGUUCCAGCUGCCUCAACUGCCAAACUAUCUGAACGAGAAAACAAUCAGGUAAAAAAAGAGUUAGGUUCAGUGGAAGAACCUCAUCUGGGUGCUGAUGGACAGCAAAAGAUAGAAUCUGCUGAUAGCCUUCCUGUUAUUGAAAGGACAUUUAUUUACCCACCCGAGGCUAUUAUGGUACCUAUGGUCCAUCAGGCAUUCGUUCGCUCUUCUAGUAAAAGAAUGUGGUCUCAGGGCUGGAUGGGAAGUUCAUCAUGGGAGGCAUGGCCAUUUUGGAACUUUUCUCCAUCUUCUUACUUUCGGAACAGCUCUUACCUUGGAUCUUCACGUGGACUUGGUGUGAACUCUAAUUUUCUAAGACUAAGAAGACAAAAGAAUAGCAACUGCAACGGAAUGGCUAAUAGUAUCAGUAGUGUCAGUAGCACUUCCAAUGGAAGUAUGCAUGCAGUUGCCGCUAAAGGCGGUGAUCUUUUAGCUGAUGCUGACUCUACAGCAUGCCAUCAGUCUGAUAUGCCAAACGAUGUGUCUGGUAGCAAGAUGGUAUCCAAGCGGUCUCAUUCUGAAAUCACAGAAGUUUCUUCUCAUGCCGGCAAAGAAGUCAGGGAAAACAUGCAAGGCACAAACGGUCAGGGUGGAUGUUCUUGGGGCUGGGGUGAAAAGGGGGUUGUGAUGGACAUCAAUUUACUUCUCUCGGAGUUUGGAGAUUUUAGCGACUUUUUUCAAGAGGAUGAGUUAGAUUUUGGUGAGCCUCCAGGUACCGCUGAAUCACAUACUUUAGUACCGUCUGCUUCGGACUAUGGAGAUGUGACAUUCAUAGAUAGUCCAUCCACAGCUAUGGAUAUACCUGAACAAAGACUGUCUCCAGUUGGUUUCACAUCUUUGGAGGCAUUCAACCACCAAACAAUGUCACCUAUUCAGGAUGUUGCUUCAAAAGUUCAGGAGCCUCAGAAAGAUAUUGCAUCACCUGCAGGGUCCCAAGCCCUAGUGUUAUCAUCUGGUAGAUUUGAUUAUCUCACCAGAGCUGAAGCUACACUCACUUUUGCACCAGAGUAUGCAGCUGUUGAAAUUCCUGUUGGUGAUAUGCCAGCAACACUGUUUACAAAUCCCUACUUGCCUGGAUCCAAAAAACGAGGGAGUUGUGGUUUUAGCUCAAGAGUUUAUUCAUAUGAUGGUACGCAAAGUUCUCAAACUGAGCUUGCAGGAGACAAACUUGAGAAGCCUGUUAAACUAUCGCCAGCUAAUCUUUCUCGUGAUGUUGGUCUAUCAAACUUAUAUACACUUGUCCAAGGCGGGAAGAAAGAGAGUGAUAACAGAUUAAACAAUACAGACGAACAGUCAUGCAAGGGACAAACAUCAAGACCUGUUUCUGGUGAGACUUCAUUUAGUUCUUCUCUGCCUUUGCAAAAGAAGAGUGACAGCAUGCUUAAUGUUGGCCAUUUCCUGCUGUCUAUGAAGACGGCCCUUGCAACUGAAAUUGAAUGCAUCACCUUUCAGUCUGCCAUGUGCAGAAUAAGGCAUACGCUACUGUCUUUGAGAACCAAAGCAUCUGCUGAGUUCAAAAGUUCCUCAUCCAGUUUUUUGCAGACAGACGUCAGCGGCAAGUUAGAUCUCGUUCCAAAAUAUGACGUGAAAAGGAAAGAAAAUAUACCAGCUAGGCUAUCUAGUGAUGUUGACCAUGAAAUGUAUGAUAGAUCCACGCUAGAAAAUGUGGGAGUUUGGAGGCCUGUUGGGGCACCUAAAGGGGCAAAACCCCUUGAGUCUCUGCCUGCUAAAACGUUUACUGGCGCAAAUUCAAGUCUGUCUGUACAAAGACAGCCCAUUGUGGAUCUUCUCAGUGCCAUGGCUCUGCUAGUACAACAAUCCACUUCAUUUGUUGAUAUUGCACUUGAUAUGGAUGAUGGAGAUGGUUCUUUUUUCUUGCUUUCCUUGGAUGAGCAGAAGAGACGCGGAUUCUCUUGUGAUCCUUCUAUGGUUCAUGCUGGCUGUGGUGGACUUCUCGGAACAUGUCAUUCGAAGGAUUGUGCUGGUGUUGAUUUACUUGAUCCGCUGUCUGCAGAGGUUUCAGAGUCAUCCAUGAUUGGCCUGUUGCAGUCGGAUAUAAAAACAGCUCUUAAAGCUGCCUUUGCAAACAUGGAUGGCCCGUUAUCAGUGAUUGAUUGGUGCAGGGGUCGAAGUAAUGCAGCUGAUUCUGCUGCUAUGGGAGAUGCAUACUCUUUCCAGUACUCCACUGGUGAUAUUCGAGAGACUUCAAGUUCUAUACCCAUUGGUGGAGAUGCAAUGAGCCCACCCAGUGACCGAGGCACUUCAGAGCUGGAGCAUCAUAAGGGGUAUCACCGAGUUAGACCAACCAUCGCUGUCCUCCCUUCACCAUCUCUUCUUGUUGGUUACCAGGAUGAUUGGUUAAAGACCUCUGCUAAUUGCCUUAAAUUGUGGGAGAAGGCUCCAUUGGAACCUUUCGCUUCACCCAAGCCUGUUACUUACUAUGCACUGUGCCCUGAUAUUGAUAUGCUUACUUCUGCUGCCACUGAUUUUUUCCAGCAGCUUGGAACAAUUUAUGAAGUUUGCAAACUGGGUACUCAUUCACCACAACACGGUGGAGGACAAAUGGAACAUUCCCCUGGAAAAUAUCUUCCUUCAGGACUUGUUCUCGUUGAAUGUCCUGAUCAAGUGAAGACUCGUAGCAGCCACUCAAUUUCUGUCAGUUCAGUAGCUGAAUAUUUUCAGGCUCUAUCAAAAAAUUGGAGUGUGAACAGCUUUGUAACAUCUCUGGCAAGAAUAAUUAAGGAUAUAAAGCUUACUUCAAGCAUCUCAACAAAUCAGAAAGAGAGCAGUAACAUACCUUGCACUGUAGUUUAUGUGGUCUGCCCAUUUCCUGAACCAUCUGCAGUCCUACAUACACUGGUAGAAAGUUCUGUUGCUCUUGGAUCUGUUGUCUUAUUGCCAGAGAGAGAGAGAAAAUCAUUCCUAUAUGCCCAGGUUGCCAAAGCCCUAAACUGCAGUGCUUCUGUUGAUGAAGCAUCAGCUUCCAAUGUUGUAAUGCUCUCUGGGUUCAGUAUACCGAAGCUUGUAUUGCAGAUUGUUACUGUUGAAACUUUACUGAGACUCCAUAAACCAAAUGAGCUUGCUAUUUUCAAGGACAUCGCGUUUACUGUGUAUAAUAAGGCCCGACGAAUUCCACGGGUUGUUUCCACAAGUGACAUGUUUCAGUCACCUACGUAUAUGAGUAGGCCUCAGUCCACAAUUAUGCACACUGCAUCUCCCGGUCCUACCCUUUGGAAAGAAUGUUUAGUUCCUCGGAUGUCUGGACAAUCUCUCUCUAGAGAAACGGAGUUUGAUGCUUCUAUGAGGUCAGUUUCAUGGGAUAAUUCAUGGCAACCCGGUCGUGCUGUAUUGCCGGACCCAAGCAAAAUCCCAGAUUUAUGUGCUCAGGAUGACAGGAAGUAUGCCUUUGAGCCACUUUUCAUUCUAGCAGAACCUGGGUCUGUUGAUUAUAAUGAUAUGACGGAAUCUUCAAGACCUGGAGUUGAUGCAAGUAGCAGCAGGGUUUACAGCUCAAUUUCAGGUGGUACUGAUAGUGGAGCAAGCCCUCUACUUGAAGGGUCUGAGAAUGACAGUGCUAUAAGUCUUCAUUGCUGUUAUGGUUGGACCGAGGACUGGCGAUGGUUAGUAUGCAUCUGGACAGAUUCUAGAGGAGAGUUAUUAGACAGCUUAAUAUUUCCUUUUGGUGGGAUCAGUAGUCGCCAAGACACGAAAGUUCUCCAAAGUCUUUUCAUUCAAAUUCUGCAGCAGGGUUGUCAAAUAAUGUCAUCUUCACCUGAGGCUAGCAAUACAAGAUCAAGAGAUGUAAUAAUAACCCGUAUUGGAGGUUUUCUUGAACUUGAAAUUCAGGAAUGGCAGAAGGCAAUAUAUGCUUUCGGUGGUAAUGAAGUCAAGAAGUGGCCUGUGCAGCUACGGCGAUCUAUACCUGAUGGCAUUCCAUCAAAUUCUAAUGGUCCUACAAUCCAGCAACAAGAUAUGGGCUUAAUCCAGGACAGAAACAUGCCUUCCUCACCGAGUCCUUUGUACAGCCCUCAUUCAAAAUCUAGCUUCACAAAAGGGCAGUCCGGCAACAAAAAGCAGAUCCUGGUGGAACAAACUGGAAUGGACAGUUCAAGAGGUUCAUUGCACUUGGUUCGUAGCAUCAGUUUAGUUGCAGUUUCUCAAGAUCAUUCAUUGCAUCUUGCAUGCCAAGCGGAUAUAUUAGCCAGACCUACUCCCGGUGAAGGGAAUCAAAGCAGCAGUGGGGUUUCUAGUUACUUGGAAGGAUUCGCUCCAGUCAAGUCCAUCGGGUCAAUGUCUGCAUCGUAUCUCCUGGUUCCUUCACCAAGCAUGCGAUACCUUUCUCCUGCGACAUUACAGCUUCCAACAUGUCUUACAUCAGAAUCCCCGCCACUUGCCCACCUAUUGCACAGCAAAGGGACAGCAACUCCCUUGGCAAUGGGCUACGUCGUCUCCAAAGCUGUCCCACCGGUAAGAAAGAAUUCUGCACAGCUUGCGAAGGAGGACCGGCAUUCUGUUCUCUCUGUUAGCAUCGUUGAUUACUACGGUGGCAGCACCAGCACCGCUAUUCAAGAGAAGAUGAACAGAGGCGGUGGUGGUGGUAACACAAGCAAACAGGCGAGGAACAUAACUCAUGAAACAUCAGCGCGCGAUUACGAGGUGGACAUGCAUAACGUGCUGGAAGCCGUGGCCGCUGAGCUCCACUCCCUUUCAUGGAUGACAGCAAGCCCGGUCUACGCGGAAAGGCGCAGUGCCCUGCCCUUCCACUGUGACAUGGUCCUGAGGCUGAGGAGACUUCUCCACUAUGCCGACCGACAUCUCUCUCAACCAGCAGAGAAGGGAGAGGUAGCUUAGAUAGAGAUGAGAGGCAAGAACUAACUCAACUUGGAUCAUAUGUAUGCUGCUCAACCCACCGUUCUUCAUCGAACGUGUGUAUGUAUCUAGGCAGGUAGAUAGGUAGGUGAUGAGCAACGUUGAUGAAGAGCUCUCUAGCCCUUUUUUCCCUUGAUAAGCAAGGUUGCUAAUUUCUUGGGUUGAGGAUGUAAUUAAGCGCGAACAGCGAUACCUCUCCCUUGAAUAGUUGUAUCAUUGUAGAAACAGUGAUACCUCUCCCUCGAAUAGUUGUAUCAUUUUAGAAACUGAUUAGCAACACAAUUGUAUACCCCAUUUUGGUUAGAUCGGCUGGUAUUUGGUCCUUUGUUCUGUUUAGAUUGGUUCGCACAGCACAACAUUGAAAUCCUUUGGUUCA
Brachypodium distachyon (stiff brome) is the source of this 6384-nucleotide messenger RNA. RefSeq names its product mediator of RNA polymerase II transcription subunit 13. Gene Ontology annotation, molecular function: transcription coregulator activity. Gene Ontology annotation, biological process: regulation of transcription by RNA polymerase II. Lineage: Eukaryota; Viridiplantae; Streptophyta; Magnoliopsida; Poales; Poaceae. Bases 276 to 5990 code for a protein of 1904 amino acids. The transcript has 23 exons. Gene Ontology annotation, cellular component: mediator complex. The record is from RefSeq and is a predicted model, not a curated record.